ACCUCCUACUCAGUUGGAAAAAGUCUCAAAACCUGGUGCAGUCAACUGACAUUAAAUUAUAAAAUAAGUAAUUGUAGACAUUGGUUUUGAAACAUAUUCACUUUCAUGCAAUGUUUCAGAUGACUGAGGAGAACCCCCUAGAAGGAGAAUGUGACAUUUUAGUUCCUGCAGCCAACGAAAAACAAAUCACCCUUAAAAAUGCCCACAAAAUCAAAGCAAAGGUAGCGUCCAAGAAAGCCUGUAUAAUCAUUUCAAGGAAGCCAUUCCAAUCAAACCACCGGCUAAGUUCUUGCAAAAGAUCGCUGGCGCGAAUAAAAAAGAUAUUGUUCAUUCUGGAUUGGAGUUCACCAUGGAACGAUCAGCUAAGCAAAUUAUGCAUUGUGCUAGUGAGUACGAACUGGGUCUAGAAAUAAGGACGGCUGCUUAUAUCGUGUCCAUGGAAAAAGUCUACAACACAUACACUGUGGCUGGUUUCACAUUUACAUAAUCCUCUUGUGAAAAUUGACAAGUGAUUAAUUCUUAGAUAAUUUUCAUUUGGCCGAAUUUAUGAAUUAGCUUUUCCAUGGAGGAUAUUUAUUGUUAAAGCACCUAU
Messenger RNA from Pocillopora verrucosa, 592 nucleotides. The record is from RefSeq and is a predicted model, not a curated record. Lineage: Eukaryota; Metazoa; Cnidaria; Anthozoa; Scleractinia; Pocilloporidae.